This is a messenger RNA of Medioppia subpectinata, 944 nucleotides long. Lineage: Eukaryota; Metazoa; Arthropoda; Arachnida; Sarcoptiformes; Oppiidae. The record is from the annotation of a GenBank genome assembly.
AAAGAGAUCAACAUUAAUAUUUUCAAAUCACCUUAUUCAAUUUCAACAAAAAACAACAGUUAACUAUAAUGUCUGUAUUAUUGCGAGACAUAGAGACCGCGGCCAACAAGAAGUUGGAUCAACCGCUCAGGGAUUACCUAAACCGGGGGGCUAUGGAUGACGUGACACUGAGGGCCAAUCAGGAGGCGUUUAGUCGCCUCCGUAUACGACCCCGAUAUAUGGUUGAUGUGUCCCAUCGGGACCUCACUGUACAGGUGUUGGGCCACAGAAUACGUGGGCCCAUAUGUGUGUCCCCUUUCGGACUCAACCGCCGGUUUCAUCCCAACGGCGAGUUUGAGACGGCAAACGGUGUGGCCCAAUUUGGCACAACAAUGAUUGUGAGCAGUGGUUCAUGUGUGACACUGGAGGAGAUAUCAACCGCCGAACCGGAGCUAAACAAAUGGUUUCAAAUGUUUAUAUAUAAGGACCGGCAGAUGAGCGCCGAUAUGGCCCGUCGGGCACAGGAGGCCGGCUAUAAAGCGCUUGUGUUGACCGUCGAUCAGCCGGUGAUGGGUCUCCGGUAUUAUAACAUGAAAAGCAAUUACACGGAUAAGGAUGAGAGGGUUAACUACAGGCCCUAUAAGACAACGAAAGACGUGGCAAUGGAUGCGGACUGGGAUGAUGUAAAAUGGCUCAAGAGUCAGGUGCGCAUACCGUUGGUUAUUAAGGGUAUACUGACCGCAGAGGACGCGCGGCUGGGUGUGGACAGUGGGGCCGACGCUAUACUGGUGUCCAAUCACGGCGCCCGACAGUUAGAUGGCGCGCCCGCCACUUUAGAAGCGUUGCCUGAGAUCGUGGCAGAGGUGGGCCGCGAGUGUGAGGUCUAUCUGGACGGCGGUGUCCGCAGCGGUGCCGAUGUGUUCAAAGCCCUGGCAUUGGGCGCGCGGGCGGUGUUUGUGGGCCGA